Messenger RNA from Frankliniella occidentalis (western flower thrips), 1732 nucleotides. RefSeq lists its product as uncharacterized. The transcript has 2 exons. Bases 214 to 1497 code for a protein of 427 amino acids. Gene Ontology annotation, molecular function: protein binding. The record is from RefSeq and is a predicted model, not a curated record. Lineage: Eukaryota; Metazoa; Arthropoda; Insecta; Thysanoptera; Thripidae.
CUGAGACUGGAGGGCGCGGCUGAAACCGCCUCGCCCGUCUCCCGCGCCGGAGGCGGAGUGGGAGUGGGGACCGCCGCUCGGGCGCUCUGUCUUCGACUGUCCGGGCUGUGGAAUCAGCUCAGUUCCGCGCCGCCCUCUGACGGAGAACGUUGCCCCGUCGCGCGCAGUGCCGCAUCGUACUGGACACCCCUGCUCCUCCUCCACCCUUCAGCCAUGGACGGGCUGCCCGACGAAGUCCUCUUGAACAUCCUCUCCUUUGUGUCGGACGCGCACGCCCUGCUAGACUCGGUGCCGCUGGUGUGCUGGCGCUGGUACCGCCUCGCCCGCGACCGCCGGGCCUGGGUCUCCGCGAAGCUCACCGUCUACACCAGCCUGACCGACGGCAACCAUGCGUGGUUCUUGGCGUCGCAUGACGCCCGGGUGCUGUCACACGCGCCGCGACUGCGCGCACUGAGGCUGAUCGACAGGAAGACGACGGAUCCCCAAGUCGUGCGACUGGUCGCCGCCCUGGACAGCGCUGGCUGCCGCAUCGACAAGCUGCAGUUGCCGAUGCUGCACAGCUGCCGCGCCUCCACGGCGGUGCUUGACGCCCUCGUGCGGCUCGUGGGCCGCCAGCCCGGCGCUCGCUCCCUCCACGUCUACCUGGGAGGUGGCGUCGUGGCCCAAGCAGCCCUCUACAAGCUCAUCGGGAAGCUGUUGCCGAGUGUAGCAGAGCUCGUUCUCGAGGUGGGCAAUAUCUCCUACACCACGCAGCUGCAGGACGCCGUCGCCCCCGUGCUCCGGACGCUGCGAUGGACCAUGAAUUCCAGCCGCGAACUUCGCGACCAGCCAAACGAAGCCCUGCUCGCGGACCUGCUCACGGCCUGCUCGUCGUCCCUGAGGCACCUGCAGCUGCCGGAGAGGAUGCGGCUGACGUCAGAACGCCCGGUGCGCGCCCUGGCCCAGUGCGAGGCGCUCGCAACUCUGUCGAUGAACGCGAAAGGCGUGGACGCGUUGCACGGGCCGCGUGCGCUUCGCGAGCUCAGCUUGCACAUCCGCUCGUCGAACCCAAAGAACGACUUUAUGGCAGUGGAGAGAGACCUAGCUGGCGCUGACCUGGCGGCUCUGCGGGACCUGCAGUUGUCUGUGUAUCGGUACACGGGCACCGACUGUGGCAAAGUCUUGGUCGCCCUGAGCCGCGCCGCGCCGCGUCUCCGCUGCCUGUCCGUCGAGUGCUGCAGGUCGUUCAGCAGCACCUGCGACGAGAAGAUCAGCCAGGUACUGCUGGAGCAGGAGGAGCUUCAGGAAGUGUCGUUGGUCGCAGUGGGCGAUGUCGCACUCAGGGCUGUGUUGACGAAGCGACUCAUGAAGGUGACGGUCGACGCGAAGAUUCCGGCCCAAGCCAUGGAUGAUUGCACCGACUUGGUAGUUAGCUAUAAGAAAAAGUAUCGUCAAAGUGCACGGGGCGAUAUAAGUCUGACUCCAGUCAUGAUGUCUAAACAGCACAUCACAUGGUGAACCUGCAGGAAGCCCGGUUCGGUAACUUAUUAAGAACUGUUUUACUCUAAAUAUGUGAUACUUACUUUAACCCUAUCAUUAGAGGUCACCCUAAGUUCAUUUUAAAUUUCACUCGUAAUGGUUAAUAAUAAUUUUGUAUAUGCAUAGUUCAUAUUUUUGCCGAAGUGCUUACACGUAAACGUGUAUCCAUUCUUUUCUACAUUAAAUAAAUAAUUUUUUAAUCUUUUACAUCAAA